AAAUCCGCCCGCGCGCCCCCGACGCUCGUGACACGCCAGUUCUCGAGCCGAAGCUUCUGAGCGACAGACAGUCGCGUCUCGUGGACUUUACACGCACACAUGUGUGACGGAACGAACCACACCUGCGAGGAGGCUAAAGACCGCAGUAUCAAGCGUCUGUCGCUAGAGAGUGAGGUUUACAUACUUGCUCAGCACUUCACUGGCUUGACUCUGUUACACAUGGACGCGGGAAAGUCGACCUGACCCGCAACUUUAAAGGAUUUAUUUCAGCCGAUAUCGCGCAUCUAAAGCGCUUUUAUUUGGUUUCAUCCAGUCGCAGGUAACGUACCUGUGCGCGUGAUGACUAAGCGCGCGCAUGGCAGCAGAUUGUGAGAGGGCGAUCAGAGAGAUUUUCAUCUGGAAUUGUUGGUGAUGAACAGAAACAGCCAGUUUUCCAGCUGGCGGGUCUCCAGAUGUGUAUGGCUGCUGAUUGGAGGAGGCUGCACCGGUGGGUGGUCCUGCUGUGGUUAGUAGGUGUGGCUCUAGCGGGAUCAUGUGACCAGCGCUGUGACUGUCUGCCCACGCUCCUAACAGUCAACUGUUCAUCCAGACACCUGACGCGCGUCCCCGACAGCCUUCCACAAACAUCUGUGAGUCUCAACUUGAGUCAUAACGUCUUGAAGACUCUGACGAGGAGACAGUUCUCCGGUCUGACGCUGUUACGAGACUUAGAUCUCAGCCACAACGCGCUGAGCGUCAUCGAGGUGGACGCUUUCCUCGGCCUGCACAACCUCGGGACGCUGACGCUGUCUGAUAACCGUCUGAAGAUCAUUCCCGUGGGAGCUUUCACUGGUCUUCCAAACGUCCAGCGGUUGGACAUCAGCGAGAAUGACAUCCUGGUGUUUCUGGACGAUACGUUCAGAGAGAUGCCGUCUCUGCAGACGCUGGAGGUGAGUGAGAACGAUGUGGUGUUCGUGUCGAGCCGCGCGUUCGGCGGUCUGCUGAACCUGCAGGAGCUGAACAUUGACCGAUGUAACCUGACGUCGGUGCCGGUGGAGGCGUUGUCUCUUCUCGCCGGACUCUCACGCUUGCGUCUCUGCAGGAUGAGUCUCACCUCGCUGGCCAACAACUCAUUCCGUCAGCUGAGCCAUCUGAGUGAUCUCCACGUGUCUCACUGUCCCCGGCUGAGCUCUCUGGCCGUCGACAGUCUGAUGGGACUGAAUCUGAGCUCUCUCACCGUCAGUCACUGUAAUCUGACCUCUGUGCCGUGUUCUCCUCUCCGUCAUCUGGUGUAUCUGAGGGAUCUGGAUCUGUCCUAUAACCCCAUCAGCAGCGUCCGGUCUCAUCUGCUCGCUCAUCUCUUCAGAUUGCAGCAGCUGCACUUGGUGGGCUGCGGUCUGCUGGCGGUGGAUCCGGGCGCGUUCGGUGGCCUCGCCUCUCUCCGCCUGCUCCACCUGUCGGCUAAUGGGUUGGUGACGCUAGAGGAGUCGGCGUUUCAGGCCGCGGAUGCCUUGGAGGUACUGAGGCUGGACAGGAAUCCGUUGGCCUGCGAUUGUCGUCUGCUCUGGGUGAUGCGCAGACGCGCGCAACUUCGCUUCGGGGGACGCUCGCCGACCUGCGUCAAGCCAGCGCGGGUACAGGGCCGCAUAUUGGCUGACGUCACAGAGGCGGAGCUUCCCAAGUUGUUCACCUGUCGGCAAGCACGCAUUCUCAGCCGCAAGCCUCAAGACGUUCGCACUGACAAAGGUCACACGGUCCUGUUCUUCUGUGAAGCGGAUGGAGAUCCCGCGCCGUCCAUCUUCUGGCUGAAUCCCCGACGCUCCCUCCUCUCCGGCUCGGGUAGAAUCCGUGUGCUGAGUAACGGGACUCUUGAGGUGGCCGACACGCAGGUGCAGGACAGCGGCUACUAUCUGUGUGUGGCUUCCAACGCCGCAGGGAACGACAGCGUCUCCGUCAGUCUGUGGGUGCGUGGAUCUGCAGGUUCUCCUCGAGACCGCUUCUACUCGCUCCGUCCGGAGGGGUGGAGCGCUGGGUCCGGCCGAGCGGCCGUCAACGACUCUCAGGGUUCACAGCCGUUUCCGUUUGAUGUGAAAACACUGGCGAUCGCCGUCACGAUGGGCUUCAUGUGUUUCCUGAGCUCAGUGACCGUCUGUUUCAUCGUCAUGUUCUUCUGGAGUCAAAGCAAAGGUCAGAUCAAACGCACGGCCACUAUUGAGUUUGUGCUGCACAGUUCAGCAGGAGCAGCCGGUGCAGUGAAGAGCACAGAGAGAGGCAGAUUCACCAUGAAACUCAUCUGAAGAAAACACACGCGCCGCUUAUAGAGAGGAAUUCAUCACCGUGACCUCUGAAUGACCUGUGAUCACACACGUUUGGGGGGUUUAUUUGAUUCAAAGUUGUCAUUUAAAGCUGAUGCAAAAAGGGUGUGUAAUCCACAUCAAAUCUAAACAACAUUUAAGAUCCAGUUAAAGAGAAGUGAUGACAUUAGAUACUAAUGGAUCUGCUUUCACUGCCCCUGCUGACUUCUUGCUUUGUGUGUGUGUGUGUGUGUGUGUGUGUGUGUGUUCUUGUAUGUGUCUGAUGGUGUUUGUUAGAUUGUAGGUCUGUUGUGUUUUUAUUGUACAUCUUAGCUUAAAGUCCUUUUUUACUCAAUGUAUUGUACUUGCUAUAUUGUUAUGUGAUAUGUCAUUUUACUCUCUUUUAGGCUAACUUUUACCAUCUUGUCUAGGGACUACAGGUGAAAAAUAGCGUUUUGGCUUACUCUGGUAUAUUGACAGAAAUGUUUAUUAAUAUGCAUUGUCCUUGAUAUAAAUAAAAAACAAACAUCAGACUGACUCUACGGGUUCAAGGUGAGAUGGUUUUAAACCACAUCUGUUCUAAACUCCUAUUGACCGAUUCUUCUUGAUGAAGUCAUCCAUUAUAAAUGAUUUGUGUUUCAUCAAACUGUAGUUUCUAAUGAAAGAUGUAAAACAUAUUUUUAACGUAGUGUUUAUUUACACCGAGUACAAAUAGCCCGCCUUAUUAUGAAAUUUAUCGAUUUUAAGAUCAUGAGAAUCAUUUCAGUCAUGUGGAUUUGAUGGAUUCUGUUCUUAUUCCUGAACUUUUAUUUCUUCAGUGUGUUAACUUUAAUGUAGACAUGAAAAAUAUUGGAUUAUUUUCUACCCACCAAAGGGUUUAUAUUUGACCCAAUGAUGAGUUAACUAACUGGGUUCAUCCCCUCUUGACCCAACGGGUGGAAAAUAAUCAAACAGUUCUUGGAGUGAGAGAAAUGCUUUGUGUGUCAGUUGUGUGUUUGUGAAACACACUGUUUUACAUUGUCAGAUUCUGCUUCAGUCCUCCUGUCAAUAAAACUCACACAAACAAAACAAACUCCUCAUAAAAUCAUCUCAUUAUAUUGUGCAAUAAAAACGAUCAAUUAUGACAAUGUUCUCAACAACAUCUUGUGUUUCAAUAGAAGCAAGAGAAAUAUCAACGAGAGAAUUUUGCAUUUGAUCUGGGGUUAAAAAGUACUCCAGUCUUCUUUUCCAAAGUUAUCAACUGUUUUUAAAUGUAAAUGAUUGUGAUGUGAGUUUAAAAACAAACAUUUAUGUUCUCAUUUGUUAGAGAAACAGCGUUAGAUGUUGAGAUGUGAAGAUGGUGAUUUGUGUUUCAUUUCUCUUGUUUCUCGUGUCAUGAGAGAAUCUUUUGUGUUAUUUACACACUGACUGGAAAAACCUCACACACGCUGUUGACAAUUACAUGAGAAACCAGAGGAAGAACUUUAAGCAAUGUCAGUGGUGCAUUUAUCAUGUGAAAUUAAAAUAUAUAUAAGAAAAAGAUGUUUAUGUUGAAUAAUGUCUGUAUUGUUGAAUAUUACGUACAUUGAAGGAAGAGCUCUGACUGUUAACAGUGUCCGUUCAUGAUAUUAAAAUGUGUCAUUGUUCACUGCAUCAUCUGAGAUCUGUGAUUCAUCUUUACAUUUCUGUUUCAUGAACAACACUUGAUUUAAAUGCCUGAAACAUUUGACAGUAUUGACAUAUUAAACUAGACGUUUUGUGAAUGUAACAUAAAACAUGAUUUAUUCCAGCAGUUAUUGUACAUGAAUUCUCACCUUCUCUCUUCACCGGUGGGUUGAGUGUCCUCAUAAAAUAAACCAAAAAAUCACAUCAUGUUUUCUGUUGUCCUGACUUUUAGAACCAUGUUGUUUUCCUCAAAGCAUUGAAUGUAAAUAUAUGCCAACUAUUUUAGUCACAUUCUGUCAGAAAGUCUUAAAUCUUGCCUCAUCACCAUCAGGAUCAAACUCAGACUGUCUGUUUUUACUCUACACCAGUUUAUACAAAACAAAAAACACAAAUCAUUCACAGUCAUCAUAAAACAUUUCACGUGAAUAGAAUAGCGGUUUUAGAUUUGUCACUUGAGUCCAGAAACACAGUUUUAUGGAACUUGCUUACAGUUAUGAUGUUUUUUCUUACUAGGAUCACAAUCAGCUGUUGUCAUCUGUAUUUAAAGCAAAAACAUAAAGACGAUUCAUUACACACUUUGUGUGCAUUCUAUAUCUUUAUUUUUC
Molecule: messenger RNA, 4522 nt
Organism: Triplophysa dalaica
Lineage: Eukaryota; Metazoa; Chordata; Actinopteri; Cypriniformes; Nemacheilidae
Gene: lingo4a
Product: leucine rich repeat and Ig domain containing 4a
Exons: 3
Coding region: 453-2276 (607 amino acids)
Molecular function (GO): protein binding
Source: RefSeq, a predicted model, not a curated record